Molecule: messenger RNA, 5032 nt
Organism: Thamnophis elegans (Western terrestrial garter snake)
Lineage: Eukaryota; Metazoa; Chordata; Lepidosauria; Squamata; Natricidae
Gene: DYNC1LI2
Product: dynein cytoplasmic 1 light intermediate chain 2
Exons: 13
Coding region: 15-1520 (501 amino acids)
Biological process (GO): microtubule cytoskeleton organization; microtubule-based movement
Cellular component (GO): cytoplasmic dynein complex; centrosome
Molecular function (GO): dynein heavy chain binding
Source: RefSeq, a predicted model, not a curated record
CGGAGCCUGGGCGGAUGAGGUCACUCUUUGUGGCGGCUGCCGUUGGCAAGAUGGCGCCGGUGUUGGCAGAGAAGAAGCUGCUGGAGCCGGACGGGCCUUUGGCUGCGGACCUCCCCAGCGAGGAGGAGGAAGGCCAGAGCCUCUGGUUAUCAAUAUUGAGUGAAGUCUCCACCCGCUCAAGAUCUAAAUUACCAUCAGGCAAAAAUAUUCUUGUCUUUGGUGAUGAUGGCUCUGGUAAAACAACCCUGCUGACUAAAAUCCAAGGAGUAGAGCAUGGCAAGAAAGGAAGAGGGCUGGAAUAUCUAUACCUAAAUGUCCAUGAUGAAGAUAGAGAUGAUCAAACCCGCUGUAAUGUUUGGAUUCUUGAUGGUGAUUUGUAUCACAAAGGUCUCUUGAAGUUUGCUGUGACAGCAGAAUCGUUGCAGGAGACUCUCGUAAUCUUUGUGGCAGAUAUGUCUAGGCCAUGGACUAUUCUGGAAUCCUUACAAAAAUGGGCAAGUGUCUUGCGGGAACAUAUUGAUAAACUGAAAAUACCCCCAGAAGAAAUGAGGAACAUGGAGCAACAAUUUGUGAAGAUUUUUCAAGAAUAUGUAGAGCCGGAAGGAGGUUAUCAGGGAUCCCCUCAAAGAAGAGGCCCAUCAGGGCAAGAGGAGGAGAAUAUCGCUCUACCGCUUGGAGAGAAUGUGCUGACUCACAAUCUUGGGAUCCCUAUGGUGGUAGUUUGCACAAAGUGUGACGCAAUGAGUGUGUUAGAAAAAGAGCACGACUACAGGGAAGAACACUUUGAUUUCAUUCAGUCGCACAUUCGUAGGUUCUGCUUGCAGUAUGGAGCGGCCUUGAUCUAUACAUCCGUUAAGGAGGAGAAGAACCUUGACUUGUUAUAUAAGUACAUUGUACAUAAAAAAUAUGGCUUUCACUUUGCAACCCCUGCCUUAGUGGUAGAAAAGGACGCAGUUUUUAUACCUGCUGGCUGGGACAAUGAAAAGAAAAUUGCAAUCCUGCAUGAGAAUUUCACAACAGUGAAGCCGGAAGAUGCAUAUGAAGACUUCAUCGUGAAGCCGCCUGUAAGAAAGUUAGUUCAUGAUAAAGAGUUUGCGGCAGAAGAUGAACAGGUCUUUCUGAUGAAGCAGCAGUCAUUCCUUGCCAAGCAGCCGGCAACCCCUACCAGAGCUUCUGAAUCUCCUGCUCGUGGCCCUUCUGGCUCGCCCCGACCGCAAGGCAGGACAGGCCCUGCCGCCGUCCCCAGCGCCUCGCCGAUAGCAUCCGUCAAGAAGCCAGAUCCGGCUAUUAAAAACAAUGCGGCAAGCGAAGGCGUGCUAGCCAGUUUCUUCAACAGCCUCUUGAGUAAAAAGACAGGUUCUCCCGGGAGCCCUGGUGCAGGAGGAGGCGUGCAAAGCACCGGCAAAAAAUCAGGGCAAAAACCUGUUUUGACGAAUGUCCAAGAGGAGCUGGAUAGAAUGACUCGCAAGCCAGACUCGGUAGUAACGGCCAACUCCUCUCUGGCGGAGAACGAAGCUUGAGAAUCCUUGAACCUCCAUAUGUAAAUGACCAAAUAGUGAUGUACAUUGACCUGAUAACACCAGGAGCUUCCUGCUGUGGCAGAUGCUAUCAGUUUUUUCUUGGGGAAAUGAAAUUUAACCUUCAUUGGCUUGUCCCAGUGUCAAGUGCACAUUCAGGAAGUUUUGCGUCUAAAUUUCCUCUGUUUUACGAUAACCAUUUUAGAGUUUAAAUAGGGCAUUUCUCUUAAUUUGGUUGCAAGCAAUAGGGAGAAGCGCACAGAAGCAAGAGGUGGAGUUCCUGCUGAAAAGCCACGAGCUGCUGCUGGCACGGAGGAAGCACCAAGUCCUCUCUGUUUUGUUUUUCCAAGUUAACUGGAGUUGGCCAUGAAAAUGCUUACUUGUGUUUGUAGAGGGUGCGAUGUAGCAGAAUGUUGGUUGGUUGGAUGAAUGAGUGUGUACAAAAUGCAGUGUUUUGAAAGGAUAAAAGGCAAGACCUGAUCCGUAGAAGCGAAAAGCACGUUGGAUGUAAAUCAAAUAAUCAUGUCGGGAAAAAAAUAAAGUAAAAUAAAUGCCUUUGCAGUAGGGAAACAGAAAAUACGAGCAUCAUGGGAACUAUUCCGAUGGCAUUUUUUUUUCCAGUUCUAAUAAGAAGAUACAUUAAAAUAUGGUGGGUGCUCUUUUUGUCAUAACUGACAUGGGGAGAAACUUGUUCAGACCAAGUGCCUGGCACAGUGUGAGAUGUGUCUUCUUGAAGGUGCUUGAACCUCUUGUGCACUAUUGUACAAACAGUGUCUGUUUAAUUUUUUUAUUUUUAUUUUAACCUGGUAACUUUUGAUCGCCAGGUUGAAUUUUUUGCAUCUUUUUUUUUCUUCCCCUGAUAACUUUUUUUUUCUUUUUCUUUUCCUUUCUUUUUAAUACCAACCAUCUGGCCUGUUAAGAGGAAUGAGGGACAUGUCAUUUCUCUGUAAUGAAAUGGAAACGCAAAUCUUUCUUUUGUAUCCAAGAGUUAAUUGCAAAGGUCAACACUGAUUUUCUGCCUUAAGGCUUUAGAAACCCCUAUGGUGAGUUUGGGGUAGCCUCCAAAAUUCUCGUUCCAGAUUGGAUUAAACAAAGGGUUGUAGGUAUACGCAGGAGAAGGGGAAAAAAACAACGCAGACUUACGUGACUUCAUUACAUUUGUGCUUUACCCCUUCGGUGUUGCCUUUUCAAUGUGGAAAUGAUUUUGACGGUUGGCUCCUGUUGCUGCUCAGACGAGAUCCUGUAGCCGCUUGGAGUAAGACUCCCACAGUUAAUCGAAAUGGCACUUUUGAGUUUCUGUACAAUUUAUUUGACAGAGAAACACUAACUUAUUUGUACCAAACUUGUUUGUAAGCAACACAUUGGAGGGAUAUACCACCAUGGAUGAUGCAGAGUUUACUUUGUAUUGAUAAAAAGGUUUUUUGUGUUAACGUUAAAUCUUGUUUCUGAAUAGAACAACCCUAAUAUUUAUAUACCUAUAUCUAUAUAUAUUGUUAUAUAUACGAAAUAAAUUGACCACUAACACAUUACUGGAUGUAAUUGCAACCCACCUGUUGUAGAGAGAGGCCAUUCCUCUUUGUUUUUGUAAGUCUGUCUAAGGCUAGCUAGAAAACUAAGAGUAUUUACUUGCAUUAACAUGAAAGUACGUUUACUCAUGUCAGUUACUUUUUUUUUUUAAUACAAUACAUGUUCGACUACAUUACAAAACUCAGUUUUGCCCAAUGUUACCUGGCUCUUACACUGAGAAGUUGUGAUCAGGGAAUUUGGUGUGUCUUUUGGCUGCCAUUACAAGCCAGCGUAGGCUUUGCUAUAUUGUAAAAUUAGCCUUGUGCCAUCCCAAUAGUAAUAAUUCAAUCUGUCCCCAUGGCGGGACCUUUUAAGUACACCCUAUUCCAGUGAUGGGGAACCUUUUCAGCCCCGAGUGCCCACAAACCGGAAUGCAUGUGCAUGCGCGCGCACCCAAGCACGGGAAACCCGAAGACCAGCUGGUAGGUGGGUAUGUGUGCUCCUGCCAGCUGCCCUUUGGGUUUCUACCGUGUGUGUGCAUGCUAGCCAGCUGGUCUUUGCGCAUGUAAGAGCACUGAAAACCCGAAGAUCAGCUGGCCUGCCGGCGUAUGCCUGUUUUUGGGGCGUUUUUCGGCUCAAAAAAGGAGUCUGAAAAAAGUCUGGAAAAUGGCCUGGUUUUUGGCUGUUUUCCAGAGCUCUGGAGAAGACCUGCUGGCCGAUGCGCAAGUGCACACAGGAAACCAGAAGAGCAGCUGGCAAUGUUGCACAUGCCCAGAGAGAGGGCUUUGUGCGCCACCUGUAGCAUGGCUGCCAUAGGUUCUCCAUCACGGCCCUAUUCAAUAACUACAGUUUUGGUGCCAUUUAUACAUGUAGAACCAGUGAGUGUAUUGAGAUGAUUGAAUUUAUGCUUGGAUCUGAACAGAUGGAGUGUAACAGUUAUGGGGUGGUUGUUUUUGAUGGAUUGGCCGUUCCGAAGAUGAUUAUGGCAGCCGGAUGAUUUCAUGGAAUUCUGGAGAAUAAAACCUUUAAGACUGAAACUGGGUUUGGGGAAAACGCAACAAAUUAUUUACUGCUGUUCUAAGAGCACCAGUUAGGUCUCAAGGCCCAACUGGGUCUUAUUAAAAGUUUUGUCACGCACCAAGAUAAUUUACUUUUUUUUUUUAUAAAGCUGUAGACAACAGGAUUUUUUUUUUAUUUGCAUAAAAUGAACGUUGGAUUUGCAAAACAAAAAAGGCCAAUAGCAUAUGACUUUCCAGUUCUACAAAAGAUUCAUUGGGACUCAUACAGAAUUUGGAAAUGCCCCACCCCCACCAGUACUCUUCCACUUUGCAAGUGAAUGCUCCUAGUUUUUCAAAAGAAGGAAACUGUAAGUGAUGUGAUGUUUUGUCAGUUGCCAAAGUCUAGCAACUUUGGAAAGCUGCACCAUUGUCUUUUCUGGUGUUCUCAAGCAUUAGAACCAAAGGCCAAAUGCAAAACAGCCUUUUAUGUUUAAAACUACCGUUUAAGUUUAUUUUCAGGAUUCACUUUUAUGGAAGACUGUUAGAAUUACUACCUGGCUCUAUUUAUAUUGCAUAUAAUAAUUGCAUCUCCUGUUCAUGUUUAAACUAAAGUAGUAAUAUAUUGGACUUGAAGAUAAGGCAAAUAUAAAUCAGUUAAGGAUUGGCCCGCCAUCAAAAAUUUUGUUUUAUGCUGCUUGAUUUUUAAGUUUGCACUUCUAUUGGCAUUUUAAAACUCGUUUAAACAGAACUUGUACGUACGUAUUUAAUUUAACACAUUGAAAGUGACUGAACUUAACCAUACCCAUGCUGUAAAUGAAAGUUUUCUCUCUCCUGUAUUCAGUUUAUUGAUGUUUUUAACUUUUCAAUGGAGACUGCAGAUGUAUCCAGCACAAACCCUUAGUCCAGUUGUAUGGCUUUAACCAGGUGAAGUCCUGUGGAACCUUGCUUUCUAGUGCUGGCGAAAAUGAGGACAUGUCUUUAACGGCUUCAAAUAAACACCAACCAAGAUGA